GUUGCGAUGACGGUAGCGCACGUCACUACACCGGCUUUUCGACAGGUUACGUAUAGACGAUCGCGCCGAUACCACUCUCGAAACUAAUAAAUCACGGGAACUAAACGAAGCAUACCCUCCCGAAGAGAUUAUAGCUCGAUAUGAGAUAACAAGGCUGUGGCACGACUCCGGUGAUUAAUUACUAAAAGUCUGUUCAACUCGAAUGAUUCGAACGGAAGCGUAAUCUUGGAGGGAUUAGAUUUAGAUGAGUAAUGUAAAUAGACAAACAUUGUUGGAUAGUUCCGGAAACGAAUGUUGAUUUACUGCGUGAGAUUAUAACCGCUUAUGAACUGUAGUUAGUGUACAUAGCAGUGCAGGUGAAUGUUCCCGGAUAGGUAAAACUGGUCGGGAUGGCCGGGCAAAGGCAAUGGAUCGUUGGGCUUCUGUGGACCGUACUGGCUUCGGUGCUGGCUGACUCUUGGACCGCUUACCAAGAGCAGCCUUGUUGCCGUCCCGUAACGCAUCAUCGCAUUCGUCACCACCGAGAUCACAUACGGGAGUUCUCUUGUGGCAAUCUUUUUUAUCGUACCCUUUAUCUGGUUGAAGAAAGAAAUACGCUUUAUGUUGGUGCUAUGGAUCGAAUAUUUAAGCUAAAUAUGACUGAUAUAAGUCAGUCACACUGUGAGAGAGAUGCGUUGCUGUUAGAAGCAAGUAACGUCGCUCGAUGUGUAAGCAAAGGCAAAUCAGAGCCGUUUGAGUGCAGAAACCACAUCCGAGUGCUGCAGCCGCUCGGUGACGGCGAGCGUCUCUAUGUGUGCGGCACGAACGCACACAGCCCUAAGGACUGGGUGGUCUACCUAAACCUCACUCAUCUCCCGCGGCACGAGUACGUACCAGGCGUGGGGCUUGGCGUAGCCAAGUGUCCAUAUGAUCCGGCGGACAACAGCACGGCGGUGUGGGUCACGCGGGGCAACCCCGGCGGCCUGCCAGCUCUGUACGCAGGCACCAAUGCUGAAUUCACAAAAGCAGACCCGGUCAUUUUCCGAAACGACUUAUUCGAUUUUCGUACAGGUCAAAAAAGGUUCAACUUCAAACGGACUUUGAAGUAUGACUCCAAAUGGUUGGAUAAAACCAAUUUUGUGGGUUCUUUCGACGUUGGAGAGUACGUUCUAUUCUUUUUUCGGGAAACUGCCGUGGAGUUCAUGAACUGUGGGAAAGCAGUGUACUCUCGAGUAGCUAGAGUAUGUAAACAAGAUACUGGCGGCAAGCACAUACUAAGCCAAAAUUGGGCUACUUAUUUGAAAGCCAGGCUUAAUUGCAGCAUACCAGGAGAAUUCCCGUUCUAUUUUGAUGAAAUACAGAGUGUAUAUCAGAUGCCGGGUGACCCGAGUCGGUUUUACGCUGCAUUCACGACGGGCGCUAGUGACGGUUUAAUCGGCUCUGCAAUUUGUACGUAUACUAUGGAAGACAUUCAAGAAGCUUUUGCGGGACGAUUCAAGGAACAAGCAACAUCAAGCUCAGCAUGGCUACCUGUACUAAGAGCACGAGUCCCUGAGCCUAGGCCUGGAACUUGUGUGAACAGCACUGAGGCUCUUCCAGAUAAUGUUUUAAAUUUUAUUAGAUCACAUCCGCUUAUGGAUUCUGCUGUGAGACACGAAGGAGAUACGCCCGCUUUUUACAAACGAGACCUUGUACUCACUACUCUUGUAGUAGAUAGACAGUUCGUAGAUAUGCUGGGGGACGAUAUUACAUAUACUGUCUUCUACGCCGGAACAAGUCAAGGCGAAGUGUAUAAAAUAGUGCAGUGGACUGGUGGUGGAUCCCGUGUGGCAGAUAUAUGGCGCGCCGCGGGUGACGAGCCAGUGCGCGCACUCGCACUGUCACGACAAAUGCACGCACUUUACCUUGCGACUGACAACCGAUUACGACAGUUGCCAUUGCGUGCGUGUACGCAUCGCUACGACAGCUGCGUGCGCUGUGUCCUCGACCCAUAUUGCGGAUGGGACAAAGAAGUGGGAGCGUGUCGUCCGUACACGCCUGGGCUCCUCCACGAUGCUACUAACUCGACGCCGUCAAUCUGCGAAGCUAGCGCUCCUCUCAAAACCGUUCGAGCGGGGUACGGCCAAAGUGUACACCUGGCUGCUUUUGGAAAAACGCCAGAAGCGCUAAAAGAUCAGAAUGUCGCAUGGUACCACCAUUCCAGGGAAAGAGGUCGUUACAAAAUCAGUUAUAAUUGGGAACGAGUACUACAGACAUCUGAGCGUGGUUUAGUGCUUUUGUCUGUCGUUGAGUCAGACCGAGGCCGAUACGAGUGUUAUUUCGGACCUACUCUUAUUGCAUCAUAUAAUUUGGAUAUUGAUAUUCAUAGAUGCACACAACCCAAUAAAUCCCAGGAAUACAGGCAGGUGUAUUCAGACUGGUGUCACGAAUUUGAAAAAUACAAGAGUGCUAUGAAGGCGUGGGAAUCACGACAAAUGCAAUGCUCCAAAAACAUGAAUUCAUCGAGCCAGCAAAACAGCAUGAGCAACGAGAUCGUGGCCUCACUGCGGUGAUAGGGCACAGUUCACUAGAUUAAUGAGUGAUUGCAUUGAGCGACGUCGGCAUUAGCUAUCCGAUAUUAUGUCGAUUCUAUUUCUCUUUGUCAUGAUUUGAUAACGAAAUUAUUACCUUUCAUAAAACAUGCUCAAUAAUCCAUAGUAAUCAUAAUAAAUAUUAUUUACUUGAAAAACUUGAUAACUAACAAACGCCUAGACAAAGAUUGCAAUUGUUAUUAAAACAAAAUAAUUAUGAUAUGUAUUUUGAAGUUUUUGUUUAAAAAAAUCUAUUGUAUUUGCAGUUCAGAGAAUGAUACCUACAAUAUUGUUUGUGUAGUGAUUGACAGAGCAUAAAUGAUGAAGCUAGCAUGAGUUGUAUGUCGGUAACGUUAUAGAAUCAUACCGAGGGGAAACAUAAUUUGGUAAAGGAAUGAUCUGCGAAAAUAGAUAUGUCGGCCGUUACGCACACUGCGCUUCUUGAUGGAUGACUGAUAUUUGUUUGACUUGGUUUGCAACUAUGUAUUUCCUCUCUGAGAUUAGGCAGUAUCAUAAUAUCGGAUAGUUUGUGUUACAAACGAAAAUUGAUAAUAAUCAAAUGUAAUGUACUAUUGUUGAUGAAAGCGACUGAGUAAUAAACAUAGCGACUUAAGCUUUUCUUUAUUUUAUCCGUUCGUAAUUAAGUAUUAUUAAAGUUCACCUCCAUAUUGGAAUUUUUCUGUAAAUAUAACUGAGAGUGGAAAUAAUCCAUGAAAUUCAAAUGCUGUGAUAUCAGUUUGCGUUUACGUCUCCGUAAAUGAAAUUAUUAAGAACUAACGUGUAAAGUAAUUGGUGUUUUUAUCGCAUAUGUUUUAAUCUUUAGAUAUGUUGGUUUAUUUCUUGUUUGUUUUGGGUUUUUUGAAGACCAAUUUAUUAAAUAUAUUUAAGAUACACCUUCUCUCACGUCCAUUCAAUUUUUUUAUAGCUAAUCAAUAUAAACGCCAAUUUAGGUUAGAAGGUAAAUAUAUAAUAAUAUUUAUAUUAAAAGCUUAUUUAUACAAGUCCGGGAAUGCCUUGGAUUGCGACAGCAUUUAUGUAGUUAUAGUUAUGUUAACAGAAGUUUACAAAGUUGCGUGUUACAUGUUAUUCUGAAAUCGUAGUUACAGGUUUUAUUUUGAUCCUUUGUGUUUUAAUACAGUGUUGAUUUGUUGCCGUAAAAUGUAAUUUUAGGCCCAUUUCGGAAUUUUAAACCGAAUUUAAUAGAAAUUGUUCAAAUUGUUCUGUUAUUAAUAGGUAAUCUCGCUAGAAUAGUGCCUUGUGAAGCAUGCUUAUAGAAUAUUAAAAAAAAAGAUAUUGAGUAAUAUUUUUGUGCAUCGUGUAAAGAAAAUUUGCUUAGUUCAUAAGUAUGUCACUUAGUAAGACGAAAAUAAAGCAAUAAUGUUCAACUAAUAUAAAGUCGCCAGUAUUAAAUAAUUUCUAAUAAAAUAAUAAAUUAUUAUUAAGAAAAUUGUUCCAGCUACCAAUUUAGCUUAUUUUUUAUAUUGUUGAUUUUGAUUAAUAUAUAUAUAAUCAUCAUAUGAAAAUGGUAUAUUUUUUAUUUAAACGCGAUUUGAAACUCAAAAUAGCAAUAAUUAUUCGGUAAAUAUAUGUUGAGUUGUAUGUCACAUAUAUAAAUUUUGAAAAAAAAAGUUAUAUAUAUAUAUUACUUUUAUGCACACUAGUUGAGAUUGCAUGUGUUGACAGCCGUUGUUACUUUAAUCAUAUAAUUUUCAUACUUUGAAUGACUUAAUGUCGGUAACAAAAAUAUAAUUAAGAAAUAUUAAAUCAAUGUAACAUAAUAUUAAAAGAACUAAAAUAUAUAAGCCAAGAACUGGAUGAAAAUAUAAUUUUAUCAUCAAAAACUAUGAUAUAACUGCAUUCUGUUGUAGUUAUAAAAGAGGCUGUAUUUUUUUAUGUUCCAUUCACCAUAUUUAUUGAUCUAACACUUGAUUUUUGGAACAAUAGGCUGUCCUUAACUAGCGUACAACAACUUCGCAUUUAAAAUGUAAUUGUGUUUUAUGAAAUUAUUUUUGAGCUAUAAAAAAUAGUGUAAAAAUUUAAAAAUGUUUAUUGUAAAUAAAAUAUGUUUUCGUAGACAGAUCCCAAUUAUAUAGGUAAGUUUACUGUAAAAUAUAUGGGUAAGCUAGAUUAUAAGCUAUUGUUUUAUAAAA
Molecule: messenger RNA, 4699 nt
Organism: Nymphalis io (European peacock)
Lineage: Eukaryota; Metazoa; Arthropoda; Insecta; Lepidoptera; Nymphalidae
Product: semaphorin-2A-like
Exons: 14
Coding region: 390-2531 (713 amino acids)
Biological process (GO): positive regulation of cell migration; semaphorin-plexin signaling pathway; negative regulation of axon extension involved in axon guidance
Molecular function (GO): chemorepellent activity; semaphorin receptor binding
Source: RefSeq, a predicted model, not a curated record